This is a messenger RNA of Archocentrus centrarchus (flier cichlid), 2044 nucleotides long. It is a transcript of the gene gdap1, whose product is annotated as ganglioside induced differentiation associated protein 1. Gene Ontology annotation, cellular component: mitochondrial outer membrane. Lineage: Eukaryota; Metazoa; Chordata; Actinopteri; Cichliformes; Cichlidae. Bases 23 to 1111 code for a protein of 362 amino acids. Gene Ontology annotation, biological process: mitochondrial fusion; mitochondrial fission. The record is from RefSeq and is a predicted model, not a curated record. The transcript is spliced from 6 exons.
UCGUACAACAGUAACAGAUAAAAUGGCGUCCGAAAACAGCUCUGAAUCUCAAGAUGAGAAAACAGCUCUUAUAAAGGCUGACUCAGAACAAGAUGUGCAUCAGCAGUGCGGCACAGUGGCAAAACAGCGCGAAUCCAAAUUGACGCUGUAUCACUGGACGCAGUCGUUCAAUUCUCAGAAGGUGCGUCUGGCCAUAGCAGAGAAAAGUUUGCACUGUGAGGAGUAUGAUGUGAGCCUUCCUCUCAGUGAGCACAAUGAGCCGUGGUUUAUGCAUCUGAAUCCUGCUGGCGAGGUGCCAGUCCUAGUGCACAAUGACAACGUCAUCUGUGACCCAACGCAGAUCAUGGACUACCUGGAGCAGAACUUCAAUGAUGAGGGCACUCCCAGGCUGGUCCCAGAAGAGGGCAGUACCUACUAUUUAAGAGUACAGCACUACAGAGAGUUGUUGGACUCACUACCAAUGGAUGCCUACACCCAUGGCUGCCUCCUCCACCCUGAAAUCACUGUGGAUUCCCAUAUACCAGCAUAUGCUGCCACAUGUGUUCGAACACAGAUUGGAAACACACAGUCUGAGCUGAUGAAACUUGCAGAGCAGAACCCAGAGCUUAAAGAUGCUUAUAUAGCAAAACAAAAGCGCUUGAAAUCCAAGUUAUUUGACCACGACAACAUGAAGUACCUGAAGAAGCUUCUGGAUGAACUGGAAAGUGUGAUGGACCAGGUUGAGACAGAGCUACAGAGACGGGUGGAAGAAACACCAGAAGAAGGCAGCCAGUCCUGGCUGUGUGGUGACUUCUUCAGCAUGGCCGACGUCUCCCUGGCAGUCACCUUACACCGGCUGAAGUUCCUCGGCCUCUCUCGCCGCUACUGGGGCAACGGUAACCGCGCCAACGUGGAAACAUACUAUUCGCGUGUGGUGGAGCGCCCGGCUUUCAGGAGAGUGCUGGGCCACGUCAACAACAUCCUGAUCUCUGCUGUCCUUCCCGUGGCCUUUCGUGUGGCUAGGAAGAAUGCACCGGUUAUUGUUGGUACCACUCUGUUGAUAAGCAUUCUAGGAGGCGCUACGUACCUCGCUUUUCUUUACAUGAAGAAGAGGCUGACUGCCUUCAGCUGAGGGAAACUGAAGCGCUUUGGGACUGAACUGGGGCGAAACAAACUCAGAGUGUCUAACGUUGUAACACUCGGCAUAUGAGUAAUUAAUAAACACACGUUACAUGUAAUUGAAAUAAACCCAAAUUGUUUUUUGUUUUUCGGUGCCGGUUGCACAAAACACUCUGCUGCAUCACGCACCGAAGGAUUGAUUAAAAAGGCCAACUGGUGCUUUUGCAUGUUUUGUCAUCAGUUCACUGUGCCACAUCUGGUGAGUCCACAUCUGGACAGCGCUUUGCAUAUUCACAAGCAAAAAAUUUGGUAGGCGGUAUGAAAAGCAUGCCAACAUAUACGAAUGCUGAAGUGGGUGGCCUGAAACAGAUAAUGGAAAUAUGAUUGGGUCUUGCAUCAAAAAGGCUGUUUCAAUGGGCAGAUUGUUUUUACAGCACAUGUGGCUGCACAUGAAUGCACCAUCCCUCUUUGGAAGAAUCUGGACCAUCCAGUCAUAACACAACAGUAACACACAUAUUAACAAAUACAAGUAGAUUUUCAUACUGUAGCUAAAAUAAUGAAAUAUAAUAUUUAUAAAUCCAACAUAAAAGGCAUCCUUGAUAUAUACUUAUUGACCUAAGAUGUGCACAAACACUAUGUUGAACAAAGACAUAUUUGUGUGUAUUUUUUGAUUAAGACUCUAGUAUGUUUUGCUUAAUGUGUGCUUUUCGUUUGUUGUUUAAUCAAUACCAAUAUUUGCAUGUUAGGAAAAUACAGUAAAAUCUCUGUGUCUACAUCUGAGGAAAGCUCAUUUGUUCUCUAGGCAUCCCCAGCCUUCACAUCUGCAUAUGUUGUUCUGUAUAAAUGAUGGGUCAGUGUUUGAUAGAUUCACUAUGUAACAGCCGCCGAAUGAGUACCAUUACAGUCAGUAUGCAGACCAUGGUGUCCAACAUCUGUCUAAAAUUAA